Messenger RNA from Gadus morhua (Atlantic cod), 1495 nucleotides. RefSeq lists its product as uncharacterized. NCBI's taxonomy places the organism in Eukaryota, Metazoa, Chordata, Actinopteri, Gadiformes, Gadidae. The transcript is spliced from 7 exons. The coding region runs from base 270 to 887 and encodes 205 amino acids. The record is from RefSeq and is a predicted model, not a curated record.
CGGCUCUCUGACAAGUUAAAGUCUAUAAACAUGGUCACUUUGUUUUGCCAUUUCCGCUAAAGCCAAGACAGACCAAAAGUUUACCUCGGUGAACUUAUAGGCAUGGCUUAUUUACCAUUCCGCCCACUUCCUAGGUUCACACGCGAGCUCGUUAACCUUGUGUCUCUCUCAGAAUAAACAACGAGUUGGACAUUUACCACUCUCCGAGUCAUACCUAGCCCGAGACGACCUACCACUCGGAUCGAAUUCGUCAUCUUGAACUUGUCAGAAUGGACCUUUCUUUAGGCCGGAGGAAAGUUUUUUUAUUUCUAUCUGCCUUAUUGACCGCUGUUGGCGUAUUUGGUGACCCGUGCAAAGUCACCCAUCAGGGCAAAGCAACGACGUACAACAUCUUAAACCCUGUCAGCAAUGCAGACUGGGAAUACAGCUGGGCUGAUUCUAAUGGCACUGUACUGGCAACUGACGGAGAUCCCAAUAAUGGAAAUAUAUCCUCAUCUGACUCCUUCCUCACGUUGCCUGGAUGCCUGAAGAAAGUUUGUGUUACAAUUGAUUGCCAUCCGAAGCACCACACAACCUGCUGCCCCACUGACUGCCCUGCUGCACCAGAACCUCAAGAACACAUUGACCCCACAACCAGCAGCCCGGCUCUCGCUGUAGUCUGGACUCCAGAGGGCAUUGCAGGGACUGUGGUCGGGACUGUCGUGGUCAUUGUGGUGGUCAUUGCGUUGGUCAUUGCGGUGGUCAUUGCGGUGGUCAUUGCGUUUGAAAAGAAAAGAAAGAAAAAGGGUUGGUUGGAGCGGAUCAAGGGAGCGUGUUCUUCAAACGAACCACAAAGCGGAAGGGGAGCAGAUGGAAGACCAGAGGUUAUAGCGAUGCUAGACGUUUAGACACGUGACAAGGUUGAGUUCUAUUGGCUGUGGAAGCUGGCAGACUCUUAAUGCUGUACCAGAGUGUGCACUUUGGAGUGAUUUUGGUCCAGUAACACAGAAACGGGAUCAUGUAUAAAUCUGAAUAGGCUGAAUAUUAUAAAUCUAUAAAAAUAUGAAUAUUAUAUUAUUAUAUACUAGACAAAGUAUUAUUAUUAUUAUUAUUAUUAUUAUUAUUAUGAUGAUGAUGAGGCUGGUCAAGUGGAGUGAGUUACAAUGUUCAAAUGAAAACAAUACUAUAAAUCCAGUGUAGAACUGUGAUUGCUGAUCAACAUGGGAGGCAUAUGUAAUGAUGUGGAAGCUGUGGAAGCUCUUCAUGCUGCACCAGGGCGUGCACUUUGGAGUCACGUGUAUAUGAAUGAAUCUUAUUAUCGAAUUGAAUUUUGUACUCUCUUUCUCUCGAAUAUUGCAUUUAAUUUACGACUAUGGACUUAAAAAAAAUCAAUAUAUACAGUAUCUAUAAGUUAUACAAAAAUUCUACAAUUUAUUUCAAACUCUAGGCCUAUAUACUCACAUAUAUAUAUAUUUUAACAGGAUCAAGACAAUAAACCCUAUUAGAUAUAAAUGCA